This is a messenger RNA of Xenopus tropicalis (tropical clawed frog), 2203 nucleotides long. It is a transcript of the gene ctnnbl1, whose product is annotated as catenin beta like 1. Gene Ontology annotation, cellular component: nucleus. The transcript is spliced from 16 exons. Lineage: Eukaryota; Metazoa; Chordata; Amphibia; Anura; Pipidae. The record is from RefSeq and is a predicted model, not a curated record. Bases 16 to 1737 code for a protein of 573 amino acids.
UGAUGCAGGGGAACCAUGGAGUCUGCUCCUGUAUGGGCUGGGUACCGGCGGGAUAUCCGCAAAGCAGUCGCAACCCGUCUGGGAUCUACGUCAUGUCCCAACCGUCCGGACAGAGGCACAAAACGAGGGCGAGAUGAUGAACCGGAAGACUUGAGACCACCGAGAAAAGAAAGAGGAGGGAGGAACUGGCACCGAGAUGAGGAACGGGGGCCAACUGCAGAGGAGGAUAGGAACGCAUUGGAUGAUGGUGAUGAUGAGGAAGAGAAUGAAACACUGGAUGAGGGUGCAGUGAAAAGGAUGAUCCUGAAUUUCGAAAAGAGAUCCUACAAGAACCAAGAACUACGUAUCAAAUUCCCAGACAACCCUGAGAAGUUCAUGGAGUCAGAACUAGACCUGAAUGAUAUUAUCCAGGAGAUGCAUGUUAUUGCCACUAUACCAGAUCUGUACCAUCUACUUGUGGAGCUCAAUGCUGUGCAGUCACUGCUUGGCUUGUUAAGCCAUGAGAACACUGAUGUGUGCAUUGCUGUGGUUGACCUGCUGCAGGAACUAACGGAUAUUGACACACUUCAUGAGAGCGAAGAGGGUGCCCAGGUCCUUAUAGAUGCACUGUUGGAAGGUCAAGUCGUUGCUCUCCUGGUGCAGAAUCUGGAACGCCUGGAUGAAUCUACGAAGGAGGAGGCAGAUGGAGUUCACAAUACCCUAGCAAUCAUUGAGAAUAUGACGGAGUUUCGCCCUGAAAUAUGCUCAGACGCUGCACAGCAGGGACUCCUCCAUUGGCUGCUCAAAAGACUGAAGGCCAAGAUGCCGUUUGAUGCCAACAAGCUGUACUGCAGUGAGAUCCUGGCCAUUCUUUUACAGAACAACGAUGACACUCGGGAGCUACUGGGGGAGCUGGACGGAAUAGAUGUGCUGCUUCAGCAGUUGUCGGUUUUUAAGCGCCAUGAUCCAGGAACAGCAGAAGAGCAGGAGAUGAUGGAGAAUCUUUUUGAUGCACUUUGCUCCUGUCUGAUGCUGAGCAGCAACAGAGACAGGUUCCUGAAGGGAGAGGGUCUGCAGCUCAUGAACCUCAUGCUCCGCGAGAAAAAAAUGUCCCGUUGCAGUGCCCUGCGGGUAUUAGAUCACGCCAUGAUCGGCCCAGAGGGUACAGAUAAUUGUCACAAGUUUGUCGACAUCCUCGGACUCCGAACCAUCUUUCCUCUUUUCAUGAAAUCUCCCAAAAAAGCAAAGAAAACCGGCGUCUCUGAGAAGGAGCAUGAGGAACACGUGUGCUCCAUCCUGGCCUCGCUGCUGCGGAACCUGAGGGGUCAGCAGAGGACACGGCUUCUCAGCAAGUUCACAGAAAGUGACUGCGAAAAGGUGGAUCGGCUCAUGGAGUUGUACUUUAAAUACCUGGAGGCUGUACGGGUGGCUGACAAGAAGAUCGAGGGAGAGAAGCAUGAUAUGGUGCGCCGAGGGGAGAUUUUAGAUGAUGAUGUCGAGGAGGAGUUUUACUUGCGAAGAUUGGAUGCCGGCCUCUUCCUGCUUCAGCUCCUGUGUUACGUCACAGCGGAGAUCUGUAACAACAACCUGCCGCAGAUUCGCCAGAGAGUGCUGCAAAUUCUAAACAUGAGGGGAAGCUCUGUGAAAAUCAUGAGACAUAUUCUAAAAGAAUACUCUGAGAGCAUUGGUGAUGGGAAGAGCGAAGAGUUCCGGGAAAGUGAGCAAAAGAGAAUUCAGGAGCUGCUGGAGACGCUAUAACACCUACCGGCCUCCUACAAAUGCACCCUAAAUACCUUGCCCCGAAGGAUCUAUAUGUAAAUAGAACUUUUAACAUUUGGAUUUGCCAUUUUUUCCUGCAACCCACCCUCUGUCCAUCUGCUACAUUUUUUUUUUGUCUUUUGACGUGAGUCCAAGGUGAUGCCAUCCAAAUGUCCAUGUUUGGUAUUUUUAUAUAAAGUACAGUAAUAAUAAUUUGCAUCUCCUUCUGUGUUUUAAAAAGAUUGCUGAAUCACAUCUUUGGCUGGUAGGGGUUAUGCAUGGGAAAUCACUCCCUGUAGCCGUAAGGCUUUAGCUGCUAUUUACUGUGCCCUUGCCCAAAGGGCAGUGAGUAGGUUAACACUCCUGUCACAGUAAGUGAAGCCUUAUGUCUGAUCAUAUUUACGGCCUGUAUUCCGAUACUGUAUGACAUGCUUUUGAGUGUAAAGAAUAAAGCACUGGCUCAUUG